Canis lupus familiaris (dog) is the source of this 2141-nucleotide messenger RNA. RefSeq names its product kynurenine aminotransferase 3 (gene KYAT3). Gene Ontology annotation, molecular function: L-kynurenine:2-oxoglutarate transaminase activity; pyridoxal phosphate binding. Gene Ontology annotation, biological process: biosynthetic process. Gene Ontology annotation, cellular component: cytoplasm; mitochondrion. The record is from RefSeq and is a predicted model, not a curated record. Lineage: Eukaryota; Metazoa; Chordata; Mammalia; Carnivora; Canidae. The transcript is spliced from 14 exons. Bases 370 to 1635 code for a protein of 421 amino acids.
UCAAUCCCGGGACUCCAGGAUCAUGCCCCCAGCUGAAGGCAGGCGCUAUCCCUCUGAGCCAUCCAGGCAUCCCUAAUCUCUCGACUUUUAUGUAGGUUUGAAACUUUCAUAAAAGCCAUGACUAGCUUCUCUAUUUGCCUUCAUCCAUACAGAAAAAUUCAUUGAAGCCAAGGAAGUGGGUGUGAUCACCCAUGGUGAACAGACAAAGCCAUCAUACUAAACCAAGGGUGUUUGUGUAUAGAAUUAUCACCUACAGAGCUCUGUUAGAAUGUACGUGCCCAAGAACUGUCCUAAGAGAUUGUGAUUCUCCAAGUCUGGAGUGUAUUUUGAAAAAUAUUUCUCGGUAAUUCUGGUACACAUUCCCAGAAGAUGUCUUUGAAAAUUACCAAUGCAAAACGAAUUGAAGGCCUUGAUAGUAACGUGUGGAUUGAAUUUACAAAGUUGGCUGCUGACCCCUCUGUUGUGAAUCUUGGUCAAGGCCUCCCAGAUAUAUCCCCUCCUAUAUAUGUGAAGGAAGAGUUAUCAAAGAUUGCAGCAAUUGAUAGCCUGAACCAGUAUACACGAGGCUUUGGUCAUCCAUCACUUGUGAAAGCUUUAUCCUGCUUAUAUGAAAAAUUUUAUCAAAAUCCAAUCAAUCCAAAUAAAGAAAUCCUUGUAACAAUAGGAGCAUAUGGAUCUCUUUUUAAUGCCAUUCAAGGAUUAAUUGAUGAGGGAGACGAAGUCAUAAUAAUAGUGCCUUUCUAUGACUGCUAUGAGCCAAUGGUGAGAAUGGCUGGAGGAACACCUGUUUUUAUUCCCCUAAGAUCUAAACCUGUUGAUGGGAAAAAAUGGUCUAGUUCUGACUGGACUUUGGAUCCUCAAGAACUGGCAAGUAAAUUUAAUUCUAAAACCAAAGCCAUUAUACUGAAUACUCCACAUAACCCCAUUGGUAAGGUAUAUACCAAAGAGGAACUCCAAGUAAUUGCUGACCUUUGCAUCAAAUAUGACACACUCUGCAUCAGUGAUGAGGUUUAUGAAUGGCUUGUAUAUACUGGAAAUAAGCAUUUAAAAAUAGCUACUUUUCCAGGUAUGUGGGAGAGAACAAUAACAAUAGGAAGUGCUGGAAAGACUUUCAGUGUAACUGGUUGGAAGCUUGGCUGGUCCAUUGGUCCUAAUCACUUGAUAAAACAUUUACAGACAGUUCAACAAAACACCAUUUAUACUUGUGCGACUCCUUUACAGGAAGCCUUGGCUCAAGCUUUUUGGAUUGACAUCAAGCGCAUGGAUGAACCAGAGUGUUACUUUAAUUCUUUGCCAAAAGAGUUAGAAGUAAAAAGAGAUCGGAUGAUACAUUUAUUUGAAAGUCUUGGCCUAAAACCUAUAGUUCCUGAUGGGGGAUACUUCAUCAUUGCUGAUGUGUCUUUGCUAGAUGCAGACCUCUCUGAUAUGAAGGACAGCAAUGAACCUUAUGAUUAUAAAUUUGUGAAAUGGAUGACUAAAAAUAAGAAACUGUCAGCCAUUCCAGUUUCAGCAUUCUGUAAUGCAGAGACCAAGUUACAGUUUGAGAAGUUUGUGCGAUUUUGCUUCAUUAAAAAAGACAGUACACUGGAUGCUGCUGAAGAAAUCAUUAAGGCAUGGACUACACAGAAGUGUUAAUAAAAGUCGAGUUUCUAUUAGAUGACCUAAUAUGGAAUUGUUAUUUAGUGCUGCCAUCUGCUGGAUAUGGAAAAACAAAUAUUUCAGUACAAAUGAAGAGUGAACAAUUUCAAAAUGUUGAACCCACUGGGGUUUUUUCAUUUUGUUGUUUUUCAGUUGAAAUGGUUGAAAACACCUUCCACUACCAUUUUACAUCAGGCAAUGUAGGAUUGUGGAUAAUAAUUAUGAGGUGCUGGUUGAUGCUUAACCUCUCAGGGCUUCAGUUCCCUCAUCAUAAAAGGGGAAUAAAAUAUAGCACCCACUUUAUGACACCUGGCUGGCUCAGUGGGUAGAGCAUAUGCAAUUCUUGAUCUUGGAGUCAUGAAUUAGAGCCCCAUGCUGGACAUGGAAUCUACUUGAAGUGAAAAAAAAUAAAAUAAAAAAAAGCACCUACUUUAGAUGAAGUUUGUGAGGAUAAAAUGGAUUGAUAUAUGUAAAGCUUCAAUAAACACUCAACUUGUUAGCCA